AAAAAUUCAUCCAGUGGGCAGUGGCAACGAGCAGACGGCAGUACGGUACUAUGCUGGUCAACGUAUUUUCAACAAUAUCUACUCUUCUCUCCAGUGGUUUGAAACACAUUAACUGAUUGAUUUUACAAUAUCUUUAUAAGAUAUUGUGAAUAUAAUACAUGUUGGUCUUAAUUUCGAAAAUAUUUUAAACCUAAUAUAAACAUACGGUACACAAUGGAAAAUUUAUACCACCAGACAAAUAGGUUGAUAUUAGAAACCCAAGAAUUAUUCCACAGAUUGGAGAGUUCGAAAUCAGAACUGGUCGAAGCAGAUGUACAAUCAAGAAUAUUAACCAUUUCACAAAACUGUGAACACCUAGACAUACUUGUACAUAAAGAACCAGUUUCCAGGCGUAACAAUGCCAAAUUACGUGUAGAUCAACUCAAAUAUGAUUACCAGCACUUGCAGUCAGCGUUAAGAACGCAUCAACAAAAUCAGCUAAGGAGGUUAAGAGCUGAGCAGGAACGUGAAGAACUGUUAAAUCGCCGGUUCACUAGAAAUUCAGACAUGAAUGAUACAACAAUAUUAAUUGAUAGUUCCAUACAACAUCAAAAUUCACUACAGGGAGCAAAUCGAGGGGUUGAUGAUUUAUUGGGAUCUGGUGUCAGUAUACUACAAAGUUUGCGUGAACAACGUGAUCGACUUACUAGCACCCGAAAUCGUUUAACUGGAAUUUUUGGUUCGCUUAGACUUUCAAAUACAACUAUGAAGUACAUUGAAAAAAGAUUAAAAGAAGAUAGGUAUAUACUAUAUGGAGGGAUGGCCAUUACAAUUCUUAUUAUAAUUAUAGUAAUGAUAUAUUUCAGUUGAUCAAGUUAAGUUAAUACUUUGGUGAUUUAUACCAUAAAUUAUAAUACUGUAAUCUUUACAGUGUAUAUUAUGUUAUAUGUAAUAUAUAUUUUAAUGUUAAUUGUUACUAUUUACAAAAUUAUUUUUGUACAUGA
Messenger RNA from Rhopalosiphum maidis (corn leaf aphid), 983 nucleotides. RefSeq names its product probable Golgi SNAP receptor complex member 2 (gene Membrin). Gene Ontology annotation, biological process: vesicle fusion; vesicle-mediated transport. Gene Ontology annotation, cellular component: late endosome membrane; ER to Golgi transport vesicle membrane; endoplasmic reticulum membrane. Bases 214 to 849 code for a protein of 211 amino acids. The record is from RefSeq and is a predicted model, not a curated record. NCBI's taxonomy places the organism in Eukaryota, Metazoa, Arthropoda, Insecta, Hemiptera, Aphididae. The transcript has 4 exons. Gene Ontology annotation, molecular function: SNAP receptor activity; SNARE binding.